AUGAUUAACAAGAAAGAAGAAGAAUUGAGAAAGGAAGGGGCAGAAGAAAUGCUCAAUAGAAUUUAUCGUUCUGGUCAGAAAGCUUUUGAUGGGCUGCUCAAAUCAUUAGCUGAUGCAGGUUACGAAGAAUUGAGCUCAAAACUUGAUCUUGAUUUGGAACAGAAAAAGAAGGAAAGAGCUAAUGUUGGACUGGAAAUUGAUUUGAUUGAAUUUCCUUAUUACUAUAAUCGGUGGCCAGACAGUAGAUCAUGGUGUAUUAUAAUGAAUAAUUGGUUCAAAAACCACGAUUUUAAGACUGAAGAAGAAUUGAAAAUGGUUGUCAAAUAUUGGUUAUGGAAAUUGGAGGAAGUUGUUGACAGAG
Molecule: messenger RNA, 361 nt
Organism: Lottia gigantea (owl limpet)
Lineage: Eukaryota; Metazoa; Mollusca; Gastropoda; Lottiidae
Exons: 2
Source: RefSeq, a predicted model, not a curated record